AUUUCAAAAUUUGAAAAAACCCCGCCAGUAUAAAAACCCCAAAUUCAACUUGGCAGCAGUCAUUCGCAUUGCAGAGAGAAACUUCGAGAAGAGAUGAAGAAAAGAUCGAGAUCGACGAGGAAGUCAUCGGCGGCGGAUUUUCAGUCAACUCCGCGGGCUACCGCGGCGGCAAGUCCUAUCCAGUCGAUGAGUGAGUCUCCGAAGCCAUUCGAGUUCAAUUUCAAUAUGUUCAACGCUACGCCAACAUCGUCAUCAUCAUCGAAGAAGAAGACUAACGGAAAGACGAAUUUCAAUAUUUCAAGUCUAGAGCAGGUGAAGCCUGCCGGUGGUUCCCCUGUGUCGGUCGAAAAUCUGAAGACUAUUAUGGAUCUGAAGGAAUUUGCAUCAUCUGGAUUGGACUUUGUUAAGCGCCAGGUUGAGCGAUCGCAUAUGGAGAUUCUUAAGGACCUCGAGGCUUCUCAGUCUCGCCUUCAGAAACGUCUCAAG
Molecule: messenger RNA, 486 nt
Organism: Nicotiana tabacum (common tobacco)
Lineage: Eukaryota; Viridiplantae; Streptophyta; Magnoliopsida; Solanales; Solanaceae
Source: RefSeq, a predicted model, not a curated record